Molecule: messenger RNA, 285 nt
Organism: Laccaria bicolor S238N-H82
Lineage: Eukaryota; Fungi; Basidiomycota; Agaricomycetes; Agaricales; Hydnangiaceae
Exons: 1
Coding region: 1-285 (94 amino acids)
Source: RefSeq, a predicted model, not a curated record
AUGUUCAAAUUUGAAUAUCAUACAGUUGGAUUCCUGUCAAUUCCGGCCGGAAUCCACAGAAUUCCUGGAUUCCAGCCAGAAUCUGCGGAAUCCAGUAGGAAUCAGUGGAGGAAUGGAAAGUAUUGUCUCAACUUGAGACUUCGCAAGGCUCACCAUAUAUCAUCAUCUACCUCAAUGUUUUCAAUGUCCACGGACUGCCCAGCAAAUACAAACCCUGGUUUAAAGGUGAUCCCAUCAGCACAGCAGCUUUCUAUGAUGGUCACAAGCUUGAGGUUUGAGCUGUGA